Molecule: messenger RNA, 2583 nt
Organism: Talaromyces atroroseus
Lineage: Eukaryota; Fungi; Ascomycota; Eurotiomycetes; Eurotiales; Trichocomaceae
Product: putative beta-glucosidase E
Exons: 4
Coding region: 1-2583 (860 amino acids)
Biological process (GO): glucan catabolic process
Molecular function (GO): beta-glucosidase activity
Source: RefSeq, a predicted model, not a curated record
AUGGUCGAUUCAAAGUCCUUUUUCUGGGGCGACCAAGUUUAUAAAUCCCCGCCAUGGUAUCCGACGCCCCUAGGUGGUACAUCGGAGACAUGGGCUCAUAGCUAUCAGAGGGCCAAAGCGAUGGUCCAGAAUAUGACGCUACUUGAGAAAGUCAAUGUUACGACUGGAGUAGGCUGGUCUAUGGGUUUGUGCGUUGGUAAUACUGGGCCUGCAAUUGAUUCUGGAUUUCCCUCUCUCUGUCUGCAAGAUGGGCCCUUGGGGAUACGCUUCGCUGACCACAUCACUGCGUUCCCGGCGGGUUUGACAACUGCGGCAACGUGGAAUCGUUCGUUGAUAGAGGAACGUGGCUAUCUGCUCGGCAAAGAGGCACGCGGGAAAGGUGUUAAUGUGCUACUAGGUCCAUCCAUGGGCCCUUUGGGGAUCAUGCCGGCUGGUGGCAGAAACUGGGAAGGGUUUUCUCCUGAUCCUGUCCUUAGCGCAGUUGCGGCUUCAGACACCAUUCGAGGUAUCCAACGAACAGGCGUGAUGGCAACCGCGAAACACUUUGUCAUGAACGAACAGGAACAUUUCAGACAGGGGCGCGAGUGGAUUAUUCAAGACGCGAUAUCUUCCAACAUUGAUGAUCGUGCUCUACAUGAGGUCUUUAUCUGGCCGUUUGCUGAGAGUAUUCGCGCCAACGUGGCUAGUGUUAUGUGCUCGUAUCAAAUGGUCAAUAAUUCCUAUGCUUGUGGCAAUAGCAAGCUUCUGAAUGGGAUAUUAAAAGAUGAACUCGGCUUUCAAGGGUUUGUGCAAUCAGACUGGCUUGCGCAGCGAUCGGGAGUGACAAGCGCGCUCGCAGGCCUAGAUAUGUCUAUGCCGGGGGAUGGUCUUGUGUGGGCAGAUGGCAAAGCCCUUUGGGGCAAGGAGUUGACCAUAGCCAUUCUCAACGGAACAAUGCCCAUGGAACGCCUGAACGACAUGGUGACACGCAUCGUGGCAGCAUGGUAUCAGUUGGGACAAGAUGAACCCGGAGGCAAUCCGGACUCUCCAAACUUUUCCUCGUGGACAAAUGAUCAGUACGGCCAUCUUUUUGAGGGCUCGGGUGAUCAGGCCACCGGGAUAGUAAAUCAGUUUAUUGACGUGCAAGGUAGCGGCGAUGAAGCUCACAGCAUUACUGCCCGUCGGGUUGCCGCUGAAGGAGCUGUCCUUGUGAAGAACGUCGGUGACAUUCUCCCUCUAAGCACUCAAGGAUCCAGCUCCGGGGAUAAAUUGUACAGAGUUGGCAUAUUUGGUGAAGAUGCUGGUCCAGGAAAGGGACCCAAUGCCUGUGCGGAUCGUGGGUGCAAUCAAGGUACCUUGGCUUCUGGCUGGGGUAGUGGCGCGGUUGAGUUUCCUCAUCUUGUCACGCCUUACGAUGCAUUGAAGGAGUCAUUCAAUGAGACAGCAGUCGAUCUCCAGGGUUACCUGACGGAUGAUUACGAAGACAAACAUCUCGAGAACCAGGACUUGUGCAUUAUAUUCGCCAAUUCGGACUCUGGCGAGGGAUUUAUAAAAUGGGGAGACAUCAGCGGAGAUCGAAACAACCUCUUCCUUCAGAAGUCAGGCGACUCUCUCAUCCAACGGGCUGCGGACAAGUGUGGCGGUGAUACUAUUGUCGUAAUCCAUGCUGUUGGCCCCGUUAUUGUAGAGUCCUGGAUUGACCAUCCAAGCAUCAAGGCCGCCAUUCUGGCCCACCUUCCAGGAGAAGAAAGUGGGAAUGCAUUGGCAGACGUGUUGUUCGGCAGAGUUGACGCCAGCGGACGACUUCCUUAUACCAUCGGUAAAAGCAUCAAAGACUACGGACCGAGUGCACAAGUGCUAUACGUACCGAACGCAUUGGUCCCGCAGAUGAAUUUCACGGACGGAUUAUUCAUCGACUAUCGGUACUUUGACAAGAACGACAUUGAGCCGCGGUUUGAGUUUGGCUUUGGACUAUCCUAUACCACUUUUGAAUAUUCAGAUCUUGUCAUCUCUCCCGUCAGAGAGAAGUCGCUUUUACCAUCGCCUCGACCAGAGGCUCCCGUUUCUCCGCCUAAAUAUAGUAAGCAGACGCCCGAUGCAAAGUCUGCACUAUUUCCAUCGGGGUUCCGGCAAUUGCACAAAUACAUCUAUCCUUAUCUCUCCGAUCUGUCAGAAAUACAAGAAAGGCACUUUGACUUCCCGAAGGGCUAUAAAAAGAAGCAAGCGUUAUCCCCCGCGGGUGGAGGUGAAGGAGGCAAUCCUUCGCUAUACGAAACUUUUGUUGUGGUUACUGUAAACGUGACCAAUACCGGCCAUCGUACGGGCCAGGAAGUGGUGCAGUUAUACGUCUCAUUCCCGGAUGAUGUCCGCGAUGAAGAUGACAAGUUUAGCGACUCGAUUGAGUUUCCCGUCCGCGUGCUGCGCGCCUUUGAUAAGGUAGAGCUGUCUCCGGGAGAGACGAAGAAAGUCGAGAUGGCGUUGACACGGAAGGAUCUGAGCUUCUGGAGCACGCGUCGGCAGAACUGGGUGAUGCCGGUGACGGGGGAGUUUACUAUCGCGGUGGGCAACAGCUCGAGAACGCAGGCCGUUGUGGGGGAGUAUUAA